Messenger RNA from Physella acuta, 2229 nucleotides. Its product is annotated as ankyrin repeat domain-containing protein 50-like. NCBI's taxonomy places the organism in Eukaryota, Metazoa, Mollusca, Gastropoda, Physidae. The record is from RefSeq and is a predicted model, not a curated record. Gene Ontology annotation, molecular function: protein binding.
AUGCGUUAUGCGCUAUGUAACGGAGCCUUUGUUGACUGUAGAGAUGUAGACGGAAACACUCCCCUGAUGAUUUCUUUAAUACAAGGUUUCCUUUUUUUUGCUCUGGAGCUUAUAGUGCACACAGAUACAAAUUUACAUUUGAUGAACAACAUAGGUCAAACUCCAUUUUUGAUAGCAGCUUCCCGUGGUUACAUUGACAUUUUAAAACGGUUGUACCACUAUGGCGCUAACACUCAUGUUACAGACAAUAAAAAACAAAAUGCUUUAAUGCUGGCUUCGAAGAGUGGCCACUAUGUAACAGUGAAAUGGUUGAUACAAAAAUUAGCUGAGAUCAAUCGUGCUGAUGAGCUUGGGAGAACGCCCUUGUAUUUAGCAGCGUCUUCUGGUUGUUGUAAGGUGUGUCGUCUGCUGAUAAAGAAAAGAGCCGAUGUGAAUCUUGAAGACAGAGAAGGCACCACUCCAUUAAUGGUCGCAGCAAAGGGAGGGCAUGUUGAUGUUUUCAAUUUGCUUUUAAAAUCUAAAGCAUUGAUCAAUAAGUUCAACAAGUAUCAAAGAAAUGCAUUAAUGAUCGCAGCUGAAUGUGGGAAUUCUAUAUUAGUCAAAAUCCUAUUAAAACGAUUUCAUCUGAGAAGAGCGAAAGAUGUAAUUUUAUACAAAGCUUUGUUAAUGUCUUCUUUCAAAGGGAAUUCUGAAGUUGUUGAUAUCAUAUUAAAGCACAACCAAUUGAUAAUUCUAAAUAAUGAAGAAUUUUCAGACCGAGACAGCGCUCUUAUGCUUGCUGCUAGUAAAGGACAUGUUAGGAUAAUGGAUUGUUUACUGAAACACCAGGCAAAUAUAAAUUACAUGAAUAAUCAGUAUACAGCGCUGAUAUUCGCAGUGGUAAAUUCACAAUUUUCCUCUGCGGAAUUUCUCCUGGAUCACAUGGUGGACGUGAACCAAUCAGGAUCAAGUGGUAAAACCGCCCUCAUCUUCGCCGCUGAAUGUGACGACGAUAAAAUUGUUCGGCUGCUGAUCCAAUACGGCGCACAGCCCAAUUUAUGUGACAAGUCUGGCAUUACGGCUCUGAUAAUAGCUUGCAAAAAAAACAAUCCUAAAAUUGUGGAACUUUUACUUGACCAUAGAGCUGACAUUAACCAUGCGGAUAAAUUUGGAAACACGCCACUUAUAAUCGCUGCUGAUUUCGGUAGCGAGGAGACCCUGAAGCUACUUCUGAUUAGAAAAGCAAAAGUAAACGUUAAAAACAAUGACGGAUCAACUGCGCUUAUAUUAGCUUCUAAAUCCGGACAUUUCGGAUCAGUAGAAGUAUUGUUACACUACAAUGCUGAUGUUAAUUCCACGGAUGUUAAAGGUCACACCGCCAUGUACCAUGCUAACUUGCAAAGCCAUUCAGCCAUUGUUAAAUUACUGGAGCAGCAUUGUAUUGAAAAAAUAAAAGUAAAGGAACCACAGAAUUAUGCAGCCCAAGAACCUACAGGACCAGCCAGUACUACCGCACCUGUGGUGUUGGACCGAAAUCUAGAUUUUAUUGCCGAUUUAACGCUGAGCGAAACUGCAAACACUGACGCUGAUGUCAUUGAAAGCGAAGGUGAAGGUGCGGUAUCCAGGUCUGUAAACAACUUAUCGCCUACAUCAGAAGAUGGUGAAAGCGUGGAGCCAACUUCUGCAGUAUGCCAGCAGGAUGCUUCUCUUACUGGAGAAAUCUACGACCCUAGACAAGCGAUACAACAUUGUCGUGAUGCUCCCUCAGAGAAUGUACCUAAAGACCCAACAUCUAACACAAGAGAUAAUGUACCUAAACAACCAAUCACUAGUGGAAGUAAGACACACUAUGUUACAACUAUUGAGAUAAAGUCUCCAGCCACGCCUUCAAGAGUGAUUCAAUCAAUAGAAAGUUCGCCAGAUAUGAGUUCUCUCCCUGCUGCAAUAUCGCAGGCUAAUCACUCACAAGCGUCUUCGUCGACUUCUAAUCAGUCCGCUGAAUUAAAACCCACCCAUGACAUCCAGACCUCUGAAAUAACACCUGUCGUCCAGUCAGAUGGAAUAACUCAUGACCUACAGUCCAUGAACAUAGCGUAUGCUGUGAGAGAAUAUCACACCACCCAGCUGAAUAUGAGCCUCAAACAGGCAUCAGAUGUUUUACAUACUCAUCGGUAUGUAUUUUACUUCUAUGCAAUCAAGGCUGACAAUAUUUCAAUCACAUUAUGUAAAAACGUGUAUUUUCGUAACUAG